Molecule: messenger RNA, 969 nt
Organism: Phytophthora nicotianae INRA-310
Lineage: Eukaryota; Oomycota; Peronosporomycetes; Peronosporales; Peronosporaceae
Exons: 2
Coding region: 1-969 (322 amino acids)
Biological process (GO): protein import into mitochondrial matrix
Cellular component (GO): mitochondrial outer membrane translocase complex; mitochondrial outer membrane
Molecular function (GO): transmembrane protein transporter activity
Source: RefSeq, a predicted model, not a curated record
AUGGGAGGUGCACCGAGCAAGUCCGAGCGCUCGUCCAGUAAGCGGUACCCCGUGCUGGCCACCAGCGCAACUCCUGAGGGAGACCUGCCAGUGUUCAUGCAGCAGGUAGAGCAGAUCGAGAAGGAACGCGCCAAAUUGCCCAACCCUGGUCUGUACGAGAGCGCCCCCAAUGAGCUCAAGGGCCCCGUGAGUCCGGAUGCAUUCGACGGCUUCCGCUUCGACUUUACGCGCAUUCUAGGCCAGACCUGCUCCACGUCGCACUCGUUCCUGUUGGGCACGCCCAUGAUCCCUGGUGGACUCUACCAGUUUGGCGCUAAUGUCGUAAUGGGCGACCCCAUGGACCCGUCAACUUUCCUCAUGAGCAAGAUCACUCCGGACGGCUACCUCGACGCUCGGUGGAACCAGAAACUUUCAGAUAACUGGAAGAUGCGCGUUAAGGCACAGCUUAAGAACGAAGAGCAUGGAUCUCAGGCGCUCGCUGACUUCGACUACACUGGAGAGGACUUCACGUGGAACAUGAAGGUCUCCAACGGCCCGCUGCUCGGUGUCAGCUACCUGCAGAGUGUCACGCAGAACCUCGCUCUCGGUGGCGAGGCCUAUUACCACGGCAAGCACCGUAAGGUCAUCUCGGCUUACGCUGGCAAGUGGACUGACCGCGACUGGGUGGGCAUGGCCACGUACGGCGCUAUGGGCACGCUGCAGCUGGCGUACCUUCGCAAGGUGGGUCACCGGAUCCGCUACGGCUCUGAGCUCGUGUACAACCACUCGUCGGGUGAGGCACAGACCACGUGCGGUGUGGAAAUGGAUUUGGGUCAGACACGGUUCGUGUCCAGCGUGGACUCGACUUUCCGCGUAGCGACGAGCAUCGAGUCGCGUGUGCUGCCCAACUUUGUGCUCACGUUAUCGGCCGAGGGCUUCCCGCUCAAGGACGCCUUCAAGUUUGGCUACGGCGCGCAGCUUUCAUUCUAG